Molecule: messenger RNA, 1596 nt
Organism: Didymodactylos carnosus
Lineage: Eukaryota; Metazoa; Rotifera; Eurotatoria; Philodinida; Philodinidae
Source: the annotation of a GenBank genome assembly
AUGUUAAGCUGUACACUUGCAGGUCUACCAUUACUGGCUUUGUGCUGUUUGGGCCUGCUCGGUUUCAUAUUUGCAGGCGUAAUCGUGAUUGCCCUUAUCCCGGUCUUUUUACAAAGACAUAAUAUCAACACCCAACAACGAGAAAGUAGUAUUAUUCAAAUCCUUUAUAAUCUACCCGCAUUCGACAGUUCAUUGAUUGCUAAUGGGCAAGUACCACAAUCAAGAUAUAGACUGCAACAGCAGUUGGAUAAUGCAACCAGCGGCAGUCGGAGACAACAUACGCAAGUUGAAGUGGUCAACGUAGUCGUAAGACAACCACAAAACAUUGAAAAAAAGAGAAAACGUCGAGCACCUUCGCAGACCGUAGAAGGUUUAAUACAGUAUUUUUAUGGUACAAAAGCAGUUAAUUAUUCAGAAACAUUAGCUCAAAUGAUAGUUCAGUUUCGCCUGUCUUUGUCUAUUGAUUGCUUUACACUGAUUUGUCAAAACGGCCUGGUACAAAGAGUAACAACUCAAAUAUUUAUUGUCAUUCGAUUUGAUGAGAUCAGCUACAUGACAUUCUUCGGUUUAACACCCUCAAGCGGUGGUAGUAGUAGUAAUAAUAAUUCAACAACACUGCAGAUACUAACGACAUCAGCGGUCAGUAAUCAACCACAGCAGCUGUCUUCAACCUCGAGCGGUGGUAAUGGUAGUAGUAGUAAUAAUAAUUCAACAACACCGCAGAUACUAACGACAUCAACGGUCAAUAAUCAACCACAGCAGCUGUCUUCAACCUCGAGCGGUGGUAAUGGUAGUAGUAGUAAUAAUAAUUCAACAACACUGCAGAUACUAACGACAUCAACGGUCAGUAAUCGGCCACAACAGCUGUCUUCAACCUCGAGCGGUGGUAAUGGUAGUAGUAGUAAUAAUAAUUCAACAACACCGCAGAUACUAACGACAUCAACGAUCAAUAAUCAACCACAGCAGCUGUCUUCAACCUCGAGCGGUGGUAAUGGUAGUAGUAGUAAUAAUAAUUCAACAACACCGCAGAUACUAACGACAUCAACGAUCAGUAAUCGGCCACAACAGCUGUCUUCAACCUCGAGUAAAGCUGCAGAUGUCUCCUUCACUCAGAUUGUUUCAAAUCCGCCGUCCUUCUCAUUAAAAACAAUCUCAAGAUCACACGAGCCUAGUGUUGAAACACAAACACCCGAGAAAAGUACUAUCCGCAGUUCAAGAAUAACAACUAGCCAAAUGACAUCGUUAUUCUCUGUAUUCAUUUCAACCAUUGCGCCAAAAACUACUGGUGUGAACCCACGCCAACCAACGUCAUUCUCUUCUGAGAAAACUCCUGCAUUUACAAAAGAACGUUUACAAACUCCAAAAACUGGAACCGAUACAACUUUGUUCCAAAUAACAGGACGAACAAAACUUUCUCCUGUCACGAAGUCAAAGACUUCUAAACGACCAAAACCAACUAAACCAUCGAAAACAAAACCAACUUCACCUGUUCAAUCAUUCACUUCAUUAUUUACGUCAAAAACAUCAAGUGCAUCAGGAGCCACUAGUAAUCAGCCGCAAAUAGAGCCAUUCACAUCAUCCACUAGUGGUACGUAG